This is a messenger RNA of Megalobrama amblycephala (Wuchang bream), 6954 nucleotides long. RefSeq names its product A disintegrin and metalloproteinase with thrombospondin motifs 2-like. Gene Ontology annotation, biological process: proteolysis; extracellular matrix organization. The transcript has 23 exons. The record is from RefSeq and is a predicted model, not a curated record. Gene Ontology annotation, cellular component: extracellular matrix. Gene Ontology annotation, molecular function: metalloendopeptidase activity. The coding region runs from base 403 to 5178 and encodes 1591 amino acids. Lineage: Eukaryota; Metazoa; Chordata; Actinopteri; Cypriniformes; Xenocyprididae.
AGCAACAUUUUAAAAAUUCAGCAGUGACUCACACGUGUAGUUUGAAGUCCUUAAAAUUUUAUUGACAUGCGGAAGAACGCAAAAUAUCAAUAUUUAUAUUGCCGCGCUGUCUGAAAUAAUUCCGCAUCCCUCUGUCGCUCCACACUGUAGAGAGCUCGUGAGCGCGCUUUCAGGUGUUGACAGAGAAACCUAGUAAGAGUCGGCGAGGAGGAAGAGGGUGUGUGUGUAUGAAAGAGAGAGGGAGGGAGAGAGAGAGAGAGAGAGGCACGCUCUCUCUCCUAGUGCACUUUGCAGUAAGUUGCGGGUGGCUGUUGCUGGCGUGGCGGUUGCUGGUCGCGCAGGGAACUUUAACACGCUGGAUCCCAAAGUCCGUCUCCCUCACCUGCGCAGUUCGGAGCUGCCAUGGAUUUCUCGGCCGGAUUUACUAUCCUAAUCACACUGCCGAUCUUUCUGCAGACGAACGGCCUUUAUAUCUCCAGUAGCAUAGAUUCCCUGCAGCAUGUUCUGGGGGACUAUGGACUGGUGAAACCCGUUCUUACUGAUGCAGAAGGCCGCUUCCUGUCCCAUGCGGUAUCGGUUGGUCCAGCAGGUGGGCAGUUCCGUAGGCGCUGGAGAAGAGAGGCGGCAUCAGCCGACCACGCCCACCAUGAGUUCAAAGGAGACACGCUCGAGCAGCUCUACUACAACGUCACCGUCUUCGGCCGGGAGUUUCACCUGCGUCUGCGCCGCAACACACGCCUGGUGGCUCCCGGAGCCAAGAUGGAGUGGCAGGAAUCCGGCGGCAUGCACUCCGAGCCUUUGAAGAGUGACUGCAUGUAUGUGGGUGACAUUACGGACAUACAGGGAGCCUCAGUAGCUAUUAGUAACUGCGACGGCCUGGCAGGAAUGAUCAGAACUGAGCAGGAGGAGUUUUUCAUUGAGCCAGUGGAAACGGGACAUCAUGUGAUGGAGCAGGAGGAAGAGGACGGUGGCCGUUCUCACAUUGUGUACCGUUCCGCCGCUGUGAAGAAGCCUCCUGUUAGCUCACUAGCUGCAGACUUUCACUCAAGAGGUGCUGAUCUGGGCGGUCUGUUGGAUCUCGAGACUUUGUAUCAGGGCGUAGAACGCAGUAUUAACCAGAGCCGACGAGCCCGCAGACAGUCCCCCGAAAGAGCCUACAACAUUGAGGUUUUGCUGGGGGUGGACGACUCCGUGGUGCAGUUUCAUGGACAGCAACAUGUGGAGAAGUACCUCCUCACUCUUAUGAACAUUGUUAACGAGAUCUAUCAUGACCAUUCUCUUGGGGCACGAAUAAACGUGGUGCUAGUUCGGAUUGUUUUGGUGGAUGCCAAAAAAUCCACGAGUCUCAUUGAGCUGGGCAACCCUUCUCAGAGUCUGGAGAAUGUGUGUCGAUGGGCUUUCGAACAGCAGAGGAAGGACACUAAUGAUAAAGAAUACCACGAUCACGCCAUCUUUCUCACUCGUCAAGAGUUUGGACCCACGGGGAUGCAGGGUUACGCUCCUGUCACAGGCAUGUGUCAUCCCGUACGGAGCUGCACUCUCAAUCAUGAGGAUGGUUUCUCGUCUGCUUUUGUGGUGGCGCAUGAAACCGGCCAUGUGUUGGGAAUGGAGCAUGAUGGGCAGGGGAACCGUUGUGGAGAUGAGGUGCAGAUGGGGAGCAUCAUGGCCCCACUGGUGCAGGCUGCUUUCCACCGGUUCCACUGGUCCCGCUGCAGUCAACAGGAACUCGGCCGCUACCUGCAUUCAUAUGAUUGUCUCCGUGAUGACCCGUUCGAGCACACGUGGGAGGAGCUUCCACAGCUGCCUGGGCUGGAUUACUCUAUGAACCAACAGUGUCGCUUUGAUUUUGGGGCCGGAUAUAUGAUGUGCACAGCGCUGCAAAAGGUGGGGCCGUCAGGAGCCCAGUAUCGCUCAUUUGACCCCUGUAAGCAGCUUUGGUGUGCUCACCCAGACAACCCCUUCUUCUGUAAGACCAAAAAAGGACCCCCCAUUGAUGGUACCACAUGUGGAGAUGGGAAGCACUGUUUUAAAGGCCACUGUGUGUGGCUGACUCCAGACAUCAUAAAACAGGAUGGAGGCUGGGGGAUGUGGAGUGAGUUUGGCUCCUGCUCUCGCCCCUGUGGAAGGGGACUACAGUUUCGCACCCGAGCUUGUGACAGUCCACGUCCAGCUAACGGUGGACGUUCUUGCUCCGGCCCAAGCUAUCAGUUCCAAAUGUGUAAUACACAUGAGUGUAAGGACCCGUACCACGACUACAGAGCCGAGCAAUGUAGCAUGAUGGACAACAAGUUUGAGUACCAGAAUACCUGGCACCACUGGUUGCCUUAUGAACACCCUGACCCUAAGCAACGCUGCAAAUUGUACUGUCAAUCCAAAGAGACGCGAGCUGUAGUCAACAUGCAGACUCUGGUGGAAACUGGAACACGCUGCUCCUACAAAGAUCCCUACAGUGUGUGUGUGUACGGAGACUGUGAGAAAGUGGGCUGUGAUAAUGUAGUUGGAUCAGCUUUUCAGGAAGACAAGUGUGGCGUCUGUGGGGGAGACGGAACCAAGUGCAAGACUCACAAGUUUAACUUCACCUUUGUAGAGAAGAAAGGUGUCAUUAAGGUGCUUGAAGUUCCCAGAGGGGCGAGACAUCUCUUCAUCCAGGAACUUAAUGGGACUACUCACAUUUUAGCUAUCAGGAAUAAAGCGUCGGGUGAUUUCUUUCUCAACGCACAUGGAGACUACCCAGAGACGCGCUCAGUUAUCGAAAAAGGACUGGAAUGGGAGUAUGAGAAUAAAAACAACAAGGACACCAUUCAAACCAAUGGCCCCCUGAAAAACGAUGUGGUUGUCAUGAUCCGAAUGCACGGAUCGGCCAAAGUGAAAGUGUCGAUCAAAUACAUCACUGACAACGACAGACCAAGUGACAGUGCCAAUGAGAAUAACAUGGUCCCUGAUAAUGCUGUGCCAUACUCCUGGGUGGUGAAGAGAUGGGCACCUUGUUCCAAGACCUGUGGAGGAGGCAUUCAGAUGACACGCUACGGUUGCCGUAAAAACACAGAGAUGAGGAUGGUCCAUCGCAGGUUCUGUGAGAAAAUCAAGCAACCUCCACCCCUAUUUAGAGACUGUUACCUGAGAGAGUGUGCUCAGCCUAUCUGGGUGGCUGGAGAGUGGGGUGAAUGCAGUAAGUCUUGUGGGAAGACAGGCACUCAGACACGCUCUGUACGCUGCGUCCAGCCUCUGGUCGACGACAAGUACAAAUCCAUCCGCAGUCGUUACUGCAGCGACGAGCGUCCAGAAUCCCGCAGAGACUGCAAUCGCAACCUGUGCCCUGCUGAGUGGAGGCUUGGCCCCUGGUCACAGUGCUCAGUGACGUGUGGUAAUGGCACGCAGGAGAGGCAGGUGCUUUGCCACACCCGUGACAACACCAUUGGACUCUGUUUGGACUCCAAACCAGCUGCAUUAAGACCCUGCAGAAUGGAUCCCUGCCCAAGGAGCACUUCCGACUUCAACAAGCACGGCAACUUCCUGAUACAGUGGUUGUCACGUCACGACCCCAAAUCCCCCGUGCAGAGGAUGUCAAGACUGCGUUGUCAUGGUGACCGUUCUACGUUCUGUCGCAUGGAGGCGCUGCAGCAGUAUUGUUCGCUUCCGGGCUUCCAGCGCAUGUGCUGCAAAUCCUGCAAGGUUGACAAUUCCACAAAGAUCACUGUGAUCACAAGUAGGCCACCAUCCAAAUCAAAAAUAACCACUAAAGGACGAUCGACCACAACUCAGAGUCCCACACGCACAGAGUCCACCACACCAUGGACCUCCACAGCAGCCUUUCUACAAACAACAGAAGGGAAAAGUGCCACUUCUGUGAGCACACCUUGGUUAUAUACAGCCUUAGCAACGUCAGCUGAUCCUCACGGAUACACGACAAUGCCCAUUUUUCCGUAUACUACAACUCCUAUCUAUAAGCACGCCACUCCAGAUUUCCUUCCAGAACAGAGCACAUCCUUCGCUAUUAGUACAGCAACUAGGAACACAUCUGCACCUGGUAAUGACAUGGCAAACAGCACAGAAUUACCUGUUAGCACUGUAAUCCCCAUCAUUUUCAGUAAUGCGAAUGACGCCACUCUCAUUCCCAACACCACCAUCCAGUUUGAAAAGUUUGAUAGGAGUAGUGGUGCACCAGAUGUGGACAACAGUGUGGUAUUGCAGUCAACGACAGAGUAUGGUGUGAAUGAAAACGAAUUAACAACCUCGGACACCAUGUUACCUGUUAGCACUGCUAUCCCCAUAAUUUUCAACGAUGUGAAAGAUGCCACCCUCAUUUCCAGCACCACCGUCCAGUUUGAAAAGUUUGACAUUAGUAGUGGUGCACCAAAUGUGGACAAUGGUGUGGUAUUGCAGUCUUCGGCAGGGUAUGGUGUGAAUGAAAACGAAUUAACAACCUUGGGCACCAAAUUACCUGUUAGCACUGCUAUCCCCAUAAUUUUCAGUGAUGUGAAAGAUGCCACCCUCAUUUCCAGCACCACCGUCCAGUUUGAAAAGUUUGACAGUAGUAGUGGUGCACCAAAUGUGGACAACGGUGUGGUAUUGCAGUCAUCGACAGGGUAUGGUGUGAAUGAAAACGAAUUAACAACCUUGGGCACCAAAUUACCUGUUAGCACUGUUAUCCCCAUAAUUUUAAAUGAUGUAAAAGAUGCCACCCUCAUUUCCAGCACCACCGUCCAUUUUGAAGAGUUUGAUGGGAGUAGUAGUGCACCAGAUGUGGGCAAUGGUGCGGAACUGCGGUCAACGACAGAGUAUGGUGUGAAUGAAAACGAAUUAACAACCUCAGGCAAGAUGGUCCACAGCAUCCCAGUGACAUCUAUAGCAGAGGUGCCAACUGCCACAGAAGAACCUGCUUCAAUGGCAACAACUUCUAUAUCUACAACUUCCAGUACACCACAGUCAAGUACAACAGCAUCCAGCACAGAGAAGACAAGCAGACGGCCGAAUAAUUUGGAAGAGACGAGCGAGAGCAAUGCUAUCGAUAUGCCGUAUCGAAUAAUCCCGUUGGACAUCGAGUUUCCUCCAAAUAACAUCAUCCCCAGGAGAGGCCGCGUGUUUCUGCGUGAGAAAACACGGAAUAAGCGCAUCCAGGAACUGCUUGAGGAGAAGCGAAACUUUUUGAGACGGAUGAAAAGAGCACAGGGGUUUUGAACCCUGUCCAGUUUCUCUUAUAGAGAUACAGCUGCCAAAUGCUACUUCUGAAUCUAGACUUCAUCUUGGUGCUUGGGUCAAGAACUGGAAAAAUGGCCAAAAUAUUUAAUGAACUGAUGCUUUUCCCUCUUUUAAUGACAUGGCAAACUGAUCUUUGUGGAACAAAACCACUAGCAUGUGUUUGCACAGUGUCUUUGAAACUCAACUAUGUCCCUUUAGGAGGUUUCACUGAAGGAUCUUCUAAUUCGAAGUGAUUUAUCAUCUUAAAGGAUUAGUUCAGCCAUAAAAUGAAAUUCUGUCAUCAUUUAUUCAACCUCAAGUCAUUCCAAAACUGUAUGACUUUCUUCCUGAUGUAGAACAUUAUACAUAGUUUUCCAUACCAUAUAUUUAAAUGGAUAUGUGGAGCUAUCAAGCCCCAGAAUGACAAUAAAGCAUCAUACGAGUAAUUUUCCAAAGUCUUUCGAAGCCAUUUGCUUUAUGCAAGAAACAAGUCAUUUUCAACAAACAAUAUCAUAAUAGAUCAUAAAACAUAAAUCCUAAAUAUUCACAUUUCAGGAUAUUCAAAUACGGUUCAUCAAGAUUUUUUUUUUAUGGUACUUUUAUUGUUUUGUUUUGAAGCCUGACUGCUUCUGGUCCCCAUCCACUUAUAAUGAAUGGAAAAAAACAGCAUGAAAAAGAAAGGGAAGUCAACAAGAGGGUGAGUGAAUGGUGAGAGAAAUUUCAUGUUUGGGUGAACUAAAAACCAUAGAAAGAGUUGAAUGAAUUAUCAUUUGCAUGACAGAUACAGACAACAGGCACAUACUGUAUUAUUGGUAAAUUACGGUAUAGAAAUGGUGUACUAUUUUUUUUCAUUUGGCACCAGUCUGAAAUAUACUUGUUGGCUAUUUAUCAUAAAAAUGUCUGAUUAUUUUACAAAAAAUAUGGAAAAUAUAUGGAACCCAUGGUGACAAUAUAUUGUGAAUAUACUGGAAAAAAAAUAUGAGAGUCAACAAGUGAAUCUGCAAGUACUUAAUGUACAGUAAAUGUUCUUUCAGUAUGUAAAAUGAAUAGCACUAAAUUACCCCAGAGAAGUGAAUCAGAGUUAAGUGUGUAUAACCAGACAUGACAUGCAGUUAAGACAUUUCCAUUACUCAAUAUUCUUACCUAUAUCGCUGUCUCAUAUGUUUUGACUUGCAUGUAUCUGUGAUGAGAAAAAUUACACAGUUGUUUUCACUGGUGAGUGAUUUGACAAGAACAAUUCAGGGAUGCGCCAUACAGAUAUUAAUUUUAUGCUUGUGAAUUAUAUUUUCUUUCACCAGUAUGCAAGCUUAUGCUGAAACUUUAUUAAAUCAGGUCAAGAAGAUAUAUAUUUUUAUUUGUGAGAUAUUAAUGAUUAUGAGUGCUCUACAGCCUUUCCCAAAGACUUCUAAGACUCCAUAUGUAAAAAGCAGAAGAAAAUGUCAAAAACAGAAAUAAAUUUUCUAUAUUGCAAGAGUUUCGUUUCACAUUCCUCUUAUACAUUUUCUUGUGCUUUUACAGAACUUUUUUAGAUUUUGAUAGAAUUAUUUUAAUUUAAAGUUUACAUCUUUUUCAUUUAAACGCUAAAACAAACAUAUGCUGUAUAUAUCACCUUCAUUUUUGUAUUUAUUAUUCUUCUCUGCACAUUUUGCUGUUAAAAAAUUGUAUAUGCAACUCACAUGUUAAAUAAUUGACAAACUUUUUACAGCUGUUUAAUUAAGUUACCUUAAAAAGGUUAGUUCACCCAAAAAUGAAAAUUCUGUCAUUAAUUACUCACCC